Saccoglossus kowalevskii is the source of this 3960-nucleotide messenger RNA. Its product is annotated as ATP-binding cassette sub-family C member 9-like. NCBI's taxonomy places the organism in Eukaryota, Metazoa, Hemichordata, Enteropneusta, Harrimaniidae. The record is from RefSeq and is a predicted model, not a curated record. Gene Ontology annotation, biological process: potassium ion transport; transmembrane transport. Gene Ontology annotation, cellular component: membrane. Gene Ontology annotation, molecular function: ATP hydrolysis activity; ABC-type transporter activity; ATP binding.
AUGAAGUACUUCACCGAAUUACGUUACUAUGACUACAAGUUUUUACUACACUAUCCUGGACACGCGUUCAAAUGGACAAUAUCAGGAAUACUUAUAGUGGUAUUAUUCUUUAGUGCAGCAGAAGGAAUCCUUACUGAUUUGUCAAGAAAUGACGUCACCAACCUAUACUUGUAUAUUCCACAAAUGUUGUCUUUAUUGGGACUGAUCAUAAGUCUAAUGUAUUACCAUCAUAUGGAGUACUGGGAUCGACCUCAUCUUGCCUGGUUGUUGUUACUUUACUGGAUCAUGGCUAUUAUUGGAGAAGUAUUAGCAAUAUUUAGAGUGUCACAGUCGAUUGGUUUUAAUUACAGUAUAUUGCGAUUAGAUGUUGGAAUUAUUACUACUAUUCUAUAUUGCUGUUGUGCAGCAGUUGAAAUUAAUGUGCUUCAUAAAAAGAUUGUUUGCCCAUUCUCAGAAGAAAAAAUAUUUCCGAAGGAUUUCGUGGAAACGAAUUUAUAUUACAUGCAGUCAUAUGUAAACAUUCUAUCAAAUGCAACUAUAUGGUGGUUAAACUGGUUAGUGUCUCUAUCGCGCCGACAAACAAUUGUGUUGGACGACCUGGGAUGCUUGCCUGGAGAGUUUGAAGGAAAACGUAUGAUAGAAGCAUUUAACAAAGUUUACAGAUAUGAACAGCAAAAUUGUGGCAAACGGGUACCUUCACUUUGGAAGGUAUACUGGCGCACUCACUAUACCAUGAUAAUAAGAGUAUGUGUGUUACGAUUUAUUCAUUCUGCACUAACGUUUGUCGGUCCAGCUUGUCUUGGCAAAAUAGUGAUGUAUGCUACAGAAUACUACGCUAAUGAUAUCAAGAUAUAUAGUUCUCCUUUUGUUACGGUUGACGAAUUUUUCUCGAAUGGUUUUAUUCUUGUUCUUUUGAUCUUCACUAUUCUCGUGAUAAGAAACACUCUUUACGUAUACCUGUAUGGUAUAUCUACGAUUAUUGGCCUGCAACUGAAAACAGCACUUCAGAAUCUGGUUUACGAGAAAACUCUACGAUUACCACUGCAGUCAACAGACGAUACAACUGUCGGAAAAACUAUUAAUCACAUGUCUGUUGAUGUAACUGUAAUACAAUUUUUUUUUACAUUAUUUCUUGGUUUUGUGUUGGCAAAUCCGCUUCAUAUCUUGAUCGUGUCAAUUUGGCUACUUUAUUUAAUGGGAAUAGCAGGGGUUGUUGGUAUUUGUGUUUUACUUUUGAUAAUGCCACUUGCAUUGAAAACAGCCCGGAUGCAACACAAAUUACAGCAUGUUAACAUGCAUCAUUCUGACAUUCGUGUGAAAAAAACGAAUGAGUUAUUGCAGGGCAUUAAGUUGCUGAAGCUAAGUGGAUGGGAGGAACUGUUCGCUUCUAACAUUACAAAUACGCGGAGUGAAGAAAUGAAGCUUACAUCAAAAGUAGCCAUGUACUUUCUUCUCUCUGGGUUAUUGUCGCAGGCAUUACCGUGGAUUAUAGCAUUGACAAUGUUUGCUGUAUACUCGCAACUCGACACAGAACCUCUAACACCAGACGUAGUUUUUACGACACUUGUUCUGAUAAACUUCCUAAGUCAACCACUCUUUGUUAUGCCAUCGUUUGCUAAAUACACAAUUGAUAUGGUGGCUGCUACCAAGAGGCUUGCACAUUUUUUAUCAGUGGAUGAAAUUGAAGGAAAUGCCGAGCAUAGGUCUAUAGUGGACGGUAGAAUGGAUAGCGGUUGCCUUCAUGAACUAACAGAGGAAUAUGAAAUGAAUACAAUUGAAAUGAAGCCAACCACUCCAUUAGUGCAACGUGUACAGCGGCACAAUUAUCAGACAACACAUGAAAUCAAUCAACUGCCAAUCACUGCUACUGCUGGACAUAUAGAAACAGAUGUUGCAAUAGAAAUAGUUAAUGGAUAUUUCUCAUGGGGGAGAAGUACUUAUGAAGCUGUUUUGAAUAAUAUUAAUGUCAAAAUUAAAACAGGAACAUUGACGAUUGUGGUUGGAAAAAUUGGUACUGGUAAAUCAUCUCUAGUGUCUGCAAUUCUUGGGGAAAUGAAUACAAUAUCAGGAAGUGUAACCUUUAAUGGGAGAGAUAAUCGAAUAGCAUAUGUUGCCCAGAAGGCUUGGUUGCAGAAUGCGUCACUGCGAGACAAUAUAUUAUUUGGAGAGACGUAUGUUCGAGAGAGAUACAACACUGUACUUCAGGUAUGUGCAUUGAAUGCAGAUUUACGUAGUUUGCCUGGAGGAGAUAUGACAGAAAUCGGUGAGAGAGGUAUCAAUAUGAGUGGGGGUCAGAAACACAGAAUCUGUUUGGCGAGAGCUUUGUACAGCAAUACAGAUGUAGUCAUAUUGGAUGACCCUUUAUCAGCAUUAGAUGUACACGUAAGUACACAUAUAAUGGAGAAUGCAAUAUUAGGAUACCUUCGUGAGCAACAGCGUACAGUUAUACUUGUAACUCAUCAGAUUCAACAUCUAGAACAUGCUAAUCAGGUUUUGGUUAUGGAAAAUGGUCAAAUAAUAAAGAAAGGGGAUUUACGUGAAAUACGAAGUCACAACAUUGAAAUGUACAGACAAUGGAAAGAAUUGAUUUCAACUAUUUCUGAAUCAGAAAAUGAAAACGAGAAUGAACUGGUGACAAAAAAAGAUCUAGGUUUAUAUUCCGGGACUUUUAAAGCACCCAAACCAUCCACUCUUGUUGAAGAUGAAAGCUCACCAGUUGGUGUUGGAUGGUAUAUGGUCUAUUUGUAUCUCCGGGCUCUGAAAUUACCACGUGUAGGCGUUCUUGUGCUUGUGAUACUUCUGACAAUUGUCACUUACGUAUUUCUUAAUAUGUGGAUAUCCAACUGGUCGCAAGCUGGCCAGGACAGCCUCAAUGAGACCAAGUCAUUUUGUGAUAAUCUAAGUGUAUUAUUGGGUGCUAUUACAGUACUUGCUGGGACAUAUGCACUAAAUGCUAUUAUAUCACCCUAUUUCAUUCUUCUAAUGAUACCGGUUGCAGUGAUAUCAGUAGGGACAAACAUGCUAAAUUUGAUAUUGAUAUUUAUAAUCGAUGUGUUAAGCUUCUUCAAUGGUAUUGAACGCGUUUUAGAGUAUGCCAACAUGACUCCGGAAGAACUAGAAGGUACUGUUUCUCCGCCUAAUAAUUGGCCAAGCAGAGGAUCCAUCAAUAUACAGAAUAUUACGGCACGUUAUGCUAUUGGUUUGGACCCAGUGUUAACAAAUGUGAGCGUCAAGAUCAGACCUGGAGAAAAGGUUGGAAUAUGUGGUCGAACUGGUAGUGGAAAAUCGUCCCUGACUCUCACAUUAUUAAGGAUGAUAGAUAUCAUUGAAGGCCGUAUUAUAAUUGAUGGUAUCGAUAUAUCAAAAAUUUCUGUAUUGACACUUCGUCGUAGAAUGUCUAUUAUUCCACAGGAUCCUGUUCUCUUCUGUGGUACUCUACGGUUUAAUUUAGAUCCUGAAGAAAAGUACGGGGACCAGGAUUUAUGGAAUGCUCUUGAAAUCGCACAAUUGAAAGACUGUGUGCUUGAAAUGGAUGAACAAUUAGAUACAAUUGUUACUGACGGAGGGGACAACAUAAGCACUGGACAGAGACAAUUAAUUUGCCUGGCGAGGGCUUUCCUACGAAAAAGCCGAAUUCUUAUCAUGGACGAAGCCACUGCAUCUGUUGAUUUCGAAACAGACGCAACACUACAGGCCGUUAUUGCCACAGCAUUUUCGGAUAAAACAGUUCUAACAAUAGCGCAUCGCAUAUCUACCAUACUUGACUCUGAUACUGUACUGGUACUAAGUGAAGGCAGAGUUGUGGAAUAUGGUACACCACAAAAAUUGCUUAGAAAGGAUGGUGGUAUGUUUGCAUCAUUAGUGAACAAUACAGAGUGAAGACGGACAUUUGUGAUACUGGAAACAUCAAAUAAACUACACUACUUGAAGUCAUUAUCGUUAUACCGACGUACACACAGC